This is a messenger RNA of Rhincodon typus (whale shark), 1345 nucleotides long. It is a transcript of the gene mboat4, whose product is annotated as membrane bound O-acyltransferase domain containing 4. Bases 71 to 1330 code for a protein of 419 amino acids. NCBI's taxonomy places the organism in Eukaryota, Metazoa, Chordata, Chondrichthyes, Orectolobiformes, Rhincodontidae. The record is from RefSeq and is a predicted model, not a curated record. Gene Ontology annotation, molecular function: serine O-acyltransferase activity. Gene Ontology annotation, cellular component: endoplasmic reticulum membrane. Gene Ontology annotation, biological process: lipid modification; peptidyl-serine octanoylation. The transcript is spliced from 4 exons.
CACAGGACACCUUCAUCCGACUGCAAGGUGAUUGGCGGUGGUAAACAUCAUGCUGGUGGAUUGUGCUUGAAUGGUCAAGCAAGUUAAUCUGAUGGUGAAACACAUAGUCGACUGUCUUAAAUCAUGGUACGUAUUCCUUACAUUUGGAGGACUUCUUUUGGCAAUUGUUUCCAUGGGACCUUAUGCUGUGAUAGUGCUCAUACCUGCUGUUUUUGCCGUGGUGUUUGUACAUUCUCUGCAGCCCAGAAUCGUUCACAAGUGGACCUUUCUCAUUCAGAUGACAUGGCAAACACUCUGCCACUUCUGGCUACACUACAAAGAAUAUUACCUACAAGAAACAACAGACAUCAAGUUCAAAAUAGCGCUGUCGUCUCUGAUGCUGUUAACCCAAAGAGUAACAUCAGUGUCAUUGGACAUUCAUGAGGGCAAAAUCAAGAUCCCAGCUCAAAUAAUACAGCAACAUCGCUUUGACGCUGAAAUUCUCUCUUAUUCAUUCCCAUUCUUCAGCUACAUGCUAUAUUUCCCUGCACUACUCGGAGGGCCUCUGUGUUCUUUUCAAAUGUACAAGAUUCACAUGGAAAAUCUUAAGAAGUCUGAUCAGAAAAGCAUUGCCAAACCCUUGUGGUCUUUCUUUUACAAGUGCAUCCUAUUUUUUGUGUUGAAUAUGCUGAGAGUGUCUGUAAGGAAUUGUGUUAGUGUUAUUAAACGUAGUGACAAAAGAUCCCUUCAAUGGGAUGUUCCUAAUGAUAUUUUCAUGAUUUGGGCAACAGCUUUGAUGUUCAGAUUAGCAUAUUACUCUCAAUGGCUUCUUAGUGAAUCUCUUAACAAUCUAGUUGGCCUGGGGUUGGUGAAUGGCAGCAUUCAACAGUUUACCCUUUCGGAUACUGAUAUCUGGACACUUGAGACAACUAAUAAGAUAUCUGAGUUUGUUCGAGUAUGGAACAAAACCACAGCUGGUUGGCUAAGGAGAAUGGUGUUUCAACGCAGCAAACUUCAGCCUUUUAUUUCAACAUUUGCCUUUUCAGCUUGGUGGCAUGGCCUUCACCCAGCCCAGAUCUUUGGAUUUACCUUGUGCGCUGCUACUGUAAAAGUGGACUAUCGUGUUCACCAAUAUAUGGGCCCACUCACUGCACAAUCAAGGUUCCUAAGACUAUUCUACAAAGUCAUGACAUGGAUGCAAACUCAACUGGUAACUGCCUACAUUUUAGUAGCUGUGGAGUUGAGGACCUUUUCUUGUGUGUUGGAGCUGUGCAAGUCUGUCUGUGCUGUCAGCCCAUUAGUGUAUGUACUGAUGCUAAUAGGUAUGCCAAACAAGCCAAGUAAAAAUUAAAAAGUUUACCAUGUA